AUGCCGAGAUUUCUUCGGGAAGGAAAGUCCGCGCAUCCACUUUACUCGGGAUUCGCCUCGAGCACUUCCCAAAAGCAAGACGAAGAGCAGAGCUUACUUUUAACAUCAUCUUCAUCAGCAGCCUCUCGAAACAGCGACAUCUCUCGAACCGAGAAAAAUAAGAAUACUAACAACAACGGAAGAAGAAGAAGAGGACAAAGAGGAGCGUUUUCCUUCCAGACGAUUCCUGAGAACGAAGCAAUCUUAAAGCGAGACAAGGAGGAAGACGAAGGAGACUAUUAUUACGACGACACCGACGAAGAAGAAGAUUACGAAGAUUACGACUACGAAGAUGAAGAAGAGGAAGAAGCGAAAUACAGAAGAAAUAACGGCGUCUCCCAUAACAGCUCGAAAGUAUACGUGAGGAACCUCUUCAUCGUUGCGUUUAUGAUGAUGAUGUGCACGUUGGCGACGUGCGUCGGGAUCGCGUCGGCGUACCGACCGUCGAGAACCGGGAUGGUUGGUAGGCGGGACGUGCACCCGAACAAAAACGUACACGUCGUGGCGGAAAGUUUUAGCGACGUGAAGGAAAGUAAGAUGGUGAUUGAUGAGUACAUAGAGAAGAAAAAAGAGAAGAUGAUGCGGGAGAAAGAGAUGUUGGAGAAGAUGAGCGAAAGCGACGGGGAGAGAGAGACGCCGGCGAGUGGUGCUGCGAUUGAGACGAACGACGCGAAAAGUAGCGAUUCUUCUUCUCCUUCUUCUUCUUCUUCUGAAAAAGGACGCGAGAGCCGCUCGAGAAAGAGCGCGAGUAGGAAAAAUAGUAAAAAGAUGAAAGCGGGAAAACAAGAACGAGAGGAACAAUCGUCGACCGAGGAGGCCGAGGCAAAGACGACGACAAUUGUGGAAAACAUCACCCCGAAGACGCUUUUGGAAACCGUUCGCGACGUCAAGCACGUGCACGAAGCGGAAAAGAAAGUGAAAGAAAACGGCGGGAGUUUGAUCGACGUCGUCGCCGAAAUACAAGAGAAAGAGGAAGAGAGCGACGGGAGCGUCAACUCCUCUUCUUCGUCCUCUUCGAAAGCGGAGAGUGAAGGAGAAGGAGAAAGAGGAGGAGAAGAAGAAAAUCUCAACGACGACGACACCGAUGAUACCGAAGAGACGACAACCGCAACGACCGCGGUUGUCCCCGGAAGCGUCGCCGUCCUCGGUCCUCAAACCAACGUAAAAAAUAGCAUAGAAUCCAUCGAGUUGAUCAGCAACGCCACCUCCCAAAACGCCCAAUCCUGGGGCAUCGAAGACGGAGAGGAAAAGAACGACGACGAGGAAAACCCUGAGGAGGAAGAGACGACGACGACGAAGAGGAAAGUGAAAACGAAAUUAAGGAGUAGCAGUAAAAACAAGAAAGAAAAACAUUGGUCACCAUCAAAUUCAACAGAAAAAACCAAAACACUUUACACUUUUCCUUUGUUGGACGAACGAAUAAUAAGUCAUUUAAUACGAGCGAAAGAGCGAGAGCACACACACACACACAUGCGCAUCCCGGGUCCAGCGGGAGAGUUGCACGCGCGUCGCGCCGCCGCGCUUCGAGAGCAGGAGCAACGCGACGAUAAAAACUUGAAAAACAUUAUUCAAAACGAACAACACCAACGACGACGGGGAGAUGAAGAAGAAGGAGAAGAAGGAGAAGAAGACAAAAAAGAAAUAGACCAUCGUCGUCUUCCGAAGAAUGAAGCGAGUACUGCGAGUAAGAACAGAGCGAAGCGCGCGUUGUGGAAGAAACUGCUCGAGUACGAUCCCGCAUCGAAGAAUAAGAAGAAUAAGGACGACGACGAUUCGCUUUUCGAGCAAAAACAGUACCAAACCAUCCAGUGGUUAAAAAACGGCGGAUGGCGAAGCGGUCGAUUGAGCAAAGGAAGAUUUAUCGUCGAAAAGGCGAAGAAGAUAAAGAGGAAGAGUGGGAUGCGCGUCUUUGGUGGUGGUGGAGGUAAAGGAGGAGAUCAAAAUCAAACGCGUGCAUCAUCAUCAUCGUCUUCUUCUUCGUUGAAAGUCUUCGAUGGAAGUUUACUCGUAUCGGACGAAAACGGAGAUACGAUGACGGCGACGUGCGACGGAGAGACGCUUCAGAUGCUCCUCAAUCAUAAGAACGAUGCAAAGAAGAGAAAGACGAGGGUAGGGGUGAUCGUCAGAGACGUCGCGGUGUUGAACGCGAGCGCGACGGAGCAACACUUGGUCUUGAAGAGGAAGAGUUUGGUGGAGAUUUUCUUUCAAGAGGAAGAAGAAGAGGAAGAAGAGAAAGAAGGAAGCAGAGGCAAAGAAAACGCAGGUACAGUUUCGAUAGACGUAGGUAGAGUAGAAAAAGCAGCGCCGCACUCGCAAGUGCCGCAACCGAAAGCAGUCUCCGCGUUCGCUUUGCAGGCGAUGAAGCUCAUGGAAAAGCGAAAAGCGAAAGCGGCGGCAAAGGCGGCGGAGGGCACUAAAAGUCAAUAG
Messenger RNA from Bathycoccus prasinos, 2466 nucleotides. RefSeq lists its product with no specific name. The transcript is spliced from 2 exons. The record is from RefSeq and is a predicted model, not a curated record. NCBI's taxonomy places the organism in Eukaryota, Viridiplantae, Chlorophyta, Mamiellophyceae, Mamiellales, Bathycoccaceae. The coding region runs from base 1 to 2466 and encodes 821 amino acids.